Molecule: messenger RNA, 1728 nt
Organism: Rangifer tarandus platyrhynchus (Svalbard reindeer)
Lineage: Eukaryota; Metazoa; Chordata; Mammalia; Artiodactyla; Cervidae
Source: the annotation of a GenBank genome assembly
AUGGAGUCGCUGAGUCGAGCUGGGCAAGAAAUGAGCCUAGCGGCCCUGAAGCAACACGACCCCUACAUCACCAGCAUUGCAGACCUCACGGGCCAGGUCGCACUGUACACCUUCUGCCCCAAGGCCAACCAGUGGGAGAAGACCGAUAUAGAAGGGACCUUAUUUGUAUAUCGAAGGUCAGCUUCACCUUACCAUGGUUUCACCAUUGUGAAUCGACUAAAUAUGCACAAUCUAGUUGAACCAGUGAAUAAAGAUUUGGAAUUUCAACUCCAUGAACCAUUUCUUCUGUAUAGAAAUGCAAGUUUGUCAAUAUACAGUAUCUGGUUUUAUGACAAGAAUGACUGUCACCGCAUAGCCAAACUCAUGGCCGACGUGGUAGAAGAAGAGACACGGCGGUCCCAGCAAGCAGCUCGGGAUAAGCAGAGUCCCAGCCAGGCCAAUGGCUGCAGUGACCACAGGCCCAUCGACAUCCUGGAGAUGCUAAGCAGAGCCAAGGAUGAAUAUGAGAGGAAUCAGAUGGGCGACUCAAAUAUCUCCAGCCCUGGGCUGCAGCCAAGUACUCAGAUCUCUAAUCUGGGAAGCACUGAGACGCUGGAAGAGACACCAUCUGGGUUGCAAGAUAAGUCUGCUCCAUCUGGACACAAACAUCUGACAGUGGAAGAAUUAUUUGGAACCUCUUUGUCAAAGGAACAGCCAACAGUUGUGGGUCUGGAUUCAGAAGAAGUGGAGAAGCUGCCAGGAGAUGCCUCCCAGAAAGAGCCCAACUCAUUCCUACCAUUUUCCUUUGAGCCUGGAGGGGCCGCUCAGUCAGAAAAUCUGGCUGUCCAUGCUGCUGUCCAGCCCGAAGUCACCACCCCGGUGCUAAUAACUCCUGCUUCCAUCACUCAAGCCACUGAAAAGCAGGCCCCCAGCUACGCCAUCCCAUUGCACUCUGUGCUCAGUCCAGGUCUACCAGCAGAAGCCUCUACUGGACAGGCUCCCCCAAGCCUACCCCGAAACACCACCAUGAUGCAAACAGUGAAGACCACACCUAGGCAGAGGUCUCCACUCCUGAGUCAGCCUGUCCCUGAGCUGAGCCACGCCAGCCUGACUGCCAGCCAGAGCCCUUUCAGAGCCCCGCUGAGUGUGACAAACACAACCAGUCCAUCUCUCCCAAGCGUUGAUCUUCUCCAGAAACUCAGGUUGACCCCGCAGCAUGACCAAAUACAGACACAGUCACUUGGGAAAGGUGCGGCGGCACCCAGCUUUUCUCCAGCAGCCGGCCAGCUGGCCACCCCUGAGAGCUUCAUUGAGCCUUCCCCUAAAGGGACAGCAGCGAGAGCCUCAGCCUCCCUGAGCAACGUGGUGCUUGCUCCCCUUCAGUCUAUGCAGCAAAACCAGGAUCCUGAAGUUUUUGCCCAGCCUAAGGUGUUAUCCAGUGCCAUCCCGGUGGCAGGCCCCCCUCUGGUUCCUGCAACAACCUCUGCAGCGUCCUCAGUCCUGCUGUCCCCCAGUGUUUUCCAACAGACAGUUACAAGGUCCUCAGACCUUGAGAGGAAAGCCAGCUCCCCUUCUCCUCUCACUGUUGGGACGACAGAAAAUCAGAGAAAGCCUUCCAUUAUCCUCAGCAAGUCUCAGCUCCAGGAUACAUUAAUACAUCUAAUCAAGAAUGAUUCCAGCUUCCUCAGCACACUUCAUGAAGUCUACUUACAGGUUCUGACCAAGAACAGAGACAACCACAACCUAUGA